AUGACACGAGAGCAGUAUAUAUUAGCAACACAACAGAACAGCCUUCCAAGGACUGAACAUCCUCAGUUUUACCCAGUUGGGAUUUAUGGAUGGCGAAAGAGGUGCUUAUACUUCUUUGUCCUUCUGCUGUUGGUUACCAUGAUUGUUAACUUAGCAAUGACAAUAUGGAUUUUGAAGGUUAUGAAUUUCACAGUGGAUGGAAUGGGAAAUUUGAGAGUGACUAAAAAAGGAAUACGACUUGAAGGAAUAUCUGAAUUUCUACUUCCAUUAUACGUGAAAGAAAUCCAUUCCCGAAAGGAUAGCCCACUGGUCAUACAGUCUGACAGAAAUGUAACAGUGAAUGCAAGAAAUCACAUGGGACAGUUAACUGGACAACUGACAGUAGGAGCUGAUGCUGUGGAGGCCCAGAGUAAGAGAUUUGAAGUGAGGGCAACCGAAAGUGGAAAAGUAUUGUUUUCUGCAGAUGAAGAUGAGAUUGUUAUUGGUGCUGACAGACUGAAAGUAACAGGCACAGAAGGGGCAGUGUUUGGUCACUCUGUGGAGACACCCCAUAUCAGAGCAGAACCUUCCCAAGACCUCAAACUUGAAUCUCCUACUAGAUCUUUGGUGAUGGAAGCACCCAAGGGAGUGCAAGUCAAUGCUGCUGCAGGAGACUUAAAGGCUACCUGUAGGAAAGAACUUCACUUACAGUCCACAGAAGGGGAGAUAUUUUUAAACGCAGAUACAAUCCGCCUGGGAAAUCUACCAGUGGGCUCGUUUUCUUCCUCCUCCUCCUCACCCAGCUCUGCAGCUCCUCGCCAGACUAUCUAUGAGCUAUGCGUCUGUCCCAAUGGUAAACUUUACCUGUCCCCAGCAGGAGCAAGCUCCACAUGUCAAUCCAGUAGCAACAUCUGCUUGUGGAGCUAG
Messenger RNA from Melopsittacus undulatus (budgerigar), 906 nucleotides. RefSeq names its product sarcoglycan zeta (gene SGCZ). The transcript has 7 exons. Bases 1 to 906 code for a protein of 301 amino acids. Gene Ontology annotation, cellular component: sarcoglycan complex; sarcolemma. The record is from RefSeq and is a predicted model, not a curated record. Lineage: Eukaryota; Metazoa; Chordata; Aves; Psittaciformes; Psittaculidae. Gene Ontology annotation, biological process: heart contraction; cardiac muscle tissue development.